AUGGCAUCAGCGAAGCACAGCAUAGCUCUUCUCGAGCUAUCGCCCCGUGAUAAGCCGAGAGUUUUUGGCAAGCUGAGGAGAAGCACAAGGGUUCUCAUGAGCGAGUCUCGCAUAGAAAUCGAGGAUCUCACCGUCCUUUGGACGGAUCUCGCCCUCUCCGACGACGAGGAGAGAGCCCCGGCCGCCUCGCCGCCGUCGACGUCGCCACCACCAGCGACGCCAUCGCCGACGUCACCGCCAACGUCACUGACGACGUCACCGCCGCUACCACCAGCGAGCCCACCGCCGCCGUCGCCAAGGCCGCCGAACCCCUAA
This is a messenger RNA of Harpegnathos saltator (Jerdon's jumping ant), 315 nucleotides long. Its product is annotated as mulatexin-like. The coding region runs from base 1 to 315 and encodes 104 amino acids. Lineage: Eukaryota; Metazoa; Arthropoda; Insecta; Hymenoptera; Formicidae. The record is from RefSeq and is a predicted model, not a curated record. The transcript has 2 exons.